Molecule: messenger RNA, 1635 nt
Organism: Penicillium mononematosum
Lineage: Eukaryota; Fungi; Ascomycota; Eurotiomycetes; Eurotiales; Aspergillaceae
Product: fungal specific transcription factor domain-containing protein
Exons: 5
Coding region: 1-1635 (544 amino acids)
Source: RefSeq, a predicted model, not a curated record
AUGGGGCGCAAGAAUCCUAGACGCAGUAGAACGUCAAGAGCGGCUUCUGUCCGAGAGCCUCUCUUUGAACCGGGGGCCUCCUUUUUUUCGCAACAGGCGUCACCAUCUCCAGUGGAUGAAGUAGAUCCCGAGUCAAUCUCCCGCAAUGAUGCGCUCAAGACGCCGAUUACCGGGUCGGACAUGAUUCUCAGCUGGCCUAUUUUUCCGAAAGAGAAAUCGGUGUCGACUUUUCCAAUGACAGCGUAUUCCGAGAAGCCAGAUCGCUUUCAAACGGCUCUACCAAGCUUAGAUCCCCAAAGGCUCCUCGAACUGCGCGAGAUUUUCAUGACCAAGAUCUGGACCAAGAACCCGAUCGUUGACCCGGACCAGCUGGACUUUUAUAUCGCUCGAGUGCUGGAAAAUGGCAUUGAUUGGUCCGCCUCCUCGUGCUUGGUGCUACUUGUCUUUGCACUUGCGGCCAUCUGGGGGAAUUAUCCGGACGACGAAACGCGCGAGGUCUCGUACAAUGAACCGUCAUUCAGCCCACCAGUCACUUAUGUGACGAUAUCGGUUCCGGAGCACCGAAUGAAAGAAUCGUUGACCUUCCUCUCCAUGGCGCGUAAGCGCAUCUCCACUGCGUAUCUCGACGAUACAUUACUGGGAGUGCAGUGUCUCUGUUUAUUCGGAAUUUGGUAUCAGUAUAACAUCGAGCCGAUUCCAGGCUGGAAAAUGUUCCGCACAGCAUCCAUGCUAUGGCAAACGUAUCGUUUGAAGCACCGCGAGGGAAAGACGAUUAGAAGUGCGCAGGAAGAGAGUCUGGAGCAGCAGCUCUACUGGACAUGCUUAAAGUCUGAAUGCGAGGUUCGAUAUGAACUGAUGGAUCUCCCGCCCUGUGACCUCAGCCUCUCCGACUUUCCAUAUUCUCUCCCGAGCUUCCCCACGAGACAACCAUCUAACGACACCGCUGGGUGGGUGUUUUCCAAUCCCUCGUCCACAGACCUCGAAGCAGCAUCUUCCUACUAUUAUCUGGCCGAGAUCUUCUUGCGCAGGCUUCUCAACCGGGCCCGCAAUGCGGUCCGUGUGCUCUCCCCAGAUAUCGACCCGCCGACCAUCAAGACUCUGGCGGAAACUCUGACUCAGCUGGAAGGCCAACUCCAGCAGUGGGUAGACUGUCUCCCACAUACACUCCGGUUCAACAUGCCUCUGGAAUCCGCCCCCGGACCGAAGGAGGGUGAGCUGAUGAAGCUAAGCCGUGAGCGAUACGUCGAGGUGCGCGAACUGCUCUGCCGCGCGUAUCUAUACCUGUGCAUACAUGUACCACUCGACCCAGGGAUGGCGGCGCUGUAUGGGGUCAAAGCGAGCGAGGCACUACAUUUGGCAGUUUAUCGCAUCCAGACUGAGGUGCCAUUCUUCCGGCAUCCGGGGUCAUGGGGAGCUUGUCGAGUCCGGUUCAACCAUGCGCUUUGUCUGAUUGCGGGAUUUCGCGCAAAGCUGACGCAGCGCCCCUCGGCUGGAUAUGUGACCAUUCCUUCUGACUGGGCGGACUGUGUGCGGGUAGUGAUUGAGCGGUUGAAAAUCUGGGGCGAGGAGGGCGGCGGGAUCAAGGAGUUAAGUGUGCUGCUGGAGUGGUUGAUGCAUGGAAAUUUGGAAUUGUAG